AUGGCACAAAUGAAAAGGUCGUUAGUAGAGGCGAAAAAGGGUGGAGGAAGGCCUUGCUUAGCAGCAGGCUUGGAGGCUGGAGCAACUUCACAUGAUAGGGCAAGAGCAGGAGAAGAAGAGAUUGAUGAAGGAGAUGGUGAAGAAGUUGUCGGAGAUGGCAAUGACCGAUGGGGAAGCAGGCAGGCAGGCAGGCAGGCAGGCAGGCAGGCAGGCAGGCAGGCAGGCAGGCAGGCAGGCAGGCAGGCAGGCAGGCAGGCAGGCAGGCAGGCAGGCAGACAGACAGACAGACAGGCAGACAGGCAGGCAGGCAGGCAGGCAGGCAGGCAGGCAGGUAGGCAGGCAGGCAGGCAGGCAUGCAGGCAGGCAGGCAGGCAGGCAGGCAGGCAGGCAGGCAGGCAGGCAGGCAGGCAGACACAUGGGCAUGGCUUUGGUCCUGACGAUGUCAACGUGGCAGAAUAUGUAGUUCAGUCAGCGACAACUUCUAGAAGGUGA
Hibiscus syriacus is the source of this 492-nucleotide messenger RNA. RefSeq names its product octapeptide-repeat protein T2-like. Bases 1 to 492 code for a protein of 163 amino acids. The transcript has 4 exons. The record is from RefSeq and is a predicted model, not a curated record. NCBI's taxonomy places the organism in Eukaryota, Viridiplantae, Streptophyta, Magnoliopsida, Malvales, Malvaceae.